ACCCCUAACACAGCUGAAGAAUGGAGGAUAAUCGCAAAGGAGUUUGAAGACUGUUGGGGAUUCCCAAAUUGUGUUGGGGCAAUGGACGGGAAACACAUUGGGUUCCGACCCCUCCGAAAAGAUGCAGUCCUGUACUAUAACUACAAAGGGUUCCAUAGUAUAGUUUUGCUUGCUUUAGUUGACGCCCAAAAAAAGUUUCUGGCUGUUGAUGUUGGUGUAAAUGGACGCAUUAGUGAUGGCGGAGUUUUGUCUCGUAGCAAACUGAAUACAGCUCUGUUGAAUAAUGAGCUCAACUUUCCACCCCCUGAACCACUACCGGGCAGGAGAAUUAAAGUUCCAUUUGUAAUAGUUGCUGACAAUGCAUUUCCUCUAAGAAUUAACCUGAUUAAACCGUACAUUUUUAAAUCCCUUUCAAAAAUGCAGAUUCAUUUUAAUAAAUGUUUGAGCAGAGCAAGAAACGUUGUGGAAAAUGCAUUUGGGAUACUAGCAAACCGGUUCCGCGUGCUCUUGGGCCUAAUUGAAAGCCAAGACCCUCAUUUUGUAGAACUAGUGACUCUUGUUUGCUGCAUUCUGCACAAUUUUCUUAUUGAAGAAGAUCCAAAUAGGUACCUAGGGUCUAACGCGGAGGAAGAUGAAAAUGAAGAACCUGCUGAGUUGGUACCGCUUGAGCCAAUUGAUGCGCGUAAUGAUUCAGGAAUAAAGGUGCGAUUAGAAUAUCUUAAGUACUGUAAUAAAGUUCCACUGUUCUAUUGAAAAACAAUUAUGUUCCACAAACAUUUGAAAUAUUUUACUUCUCGAAACAUUAGUUUGGGUACAUGUUAUUACUGAAUUUACAAUGGGAGUUGCUGGCACACCAUCAACAUACUGUUAACUUUUCUAAUCUUAACAUGCCCUCUUUUAAAACUUUGUUUUAUGAAUUUUCCAUUAUUUUCAACUGACUUCAGUCUUGCCUAUGUUUUAAUUUUGUCUUUUACUUUAACUGAUAAGAUACUUAAGUUUUUAAUGAUAACUACAGAAAAGUAUGUUAAGUAGGCAGCUCAUUAUAUUUAUUAACUAAAAUUUCUUCUACUUUUGAGGACCACUCUA
Molecule: messenger RNA, 1086 nt
Organism: Bemisia tabaci
Lineage: Eukaryota; Metazoa; Arthropoda; Insecta; Hemiptera; Aleyrodidae
Source: RefSeq, a predicted model, not a curated record